Molecule: messenger RNA, 384 nt
Organism: Morchella sextelata
Lineage: Eukaryota; Fungi; Ascomycota; Pezizomycetes; Pezizales; Morchellaceae
Exons: 5
Coding region: 1-384 (127 amino acids)
Source: RefSeq, a predicted model, not a curated record
AUGAUAAAGUACCGUCUGCAUGAGGUAAGGAAGGAUCGAGGGGAGCAAAAGAAAGUGCAUGCGGUGACGAGCUCGAUCGAGGGGGGGGGCGUAGCACCGCUCAUGGAUUAUCACUCGCGCUCAGUUACUCGGGCUCCUCGGGGCCCGGACACGUCAUGUAAACACCUUGUCAGCUUGGAUAUAAAUAAAUCUCCGCUCUGUUUCACGCUGGCAAAUCGGAAUGCUUCCGUUGAUGGGUUGCUGACGGUGCUGGGUGCGGGGGACUGGUUACUUGGUUUCAUUGGAACAUCUUACAGCACUUUUGUUUUAUGGGAACUGAACCUUAGUAUUCAAAAUAAUCCAUGUCGCCGCAAAUCAUCAAAUUCGCCCGUUCUCCGCACCUAG